CCCCUCGUGCGUGGGAAUCUGGAGUCCGGAUUUCCCAGGAGCCGCAGGAGUGAAGUUUGGCAUCUGGGCUGGGCUGCAGGAGGGGUGAGUGAGACAGGGCCGGGGGGAUCUUAUAUUUUGGGGGGGUGGGGGUGGGAGUGAGACCAGCUUAUUUUCCUCCUCUCCCCUCCUCCCUUUCCUCCCUUCUUCGCCCCGAUCCUCUGCUUUUAUUCCUCCCUCCCCACCAUUUCCCCUCCCAAUACACUGUUGUUGUUUGUUUGCAAAAGAAAAGCAGCGCCGCGCAAAGAUCCGCGCGUGGCAUGCCUAGCCGCGCAAAGAUCCGCGCGCGCGCAGACGCCGCGAGCUCCACCCGCGCAGAGGAGAGCAGGCGGGCGCCGCUGGGGGGGGGGGAGGAAGGUGGGGUCCCCGUCCCGUGACGCUCGCCUGCCGGCUGGGGGAAGCCCAGCGCUGGUUCGCCCCCUCCGGGCAUGCGCGCAGGGGGGGGGGGUCCCUUUUCGGAGCAUGCUCACGAGGGGCGAGUGAAGCCGACGCGUGCCCUUAGCGGGCGCCCUCAAUUCUGGGAAGUUUCUUCCCCUGCUCCUUUGCGGUGGGGGGUGGGAAGGGGGGGUUGUCGCCCCAAUAUUAAUUAAUAAUUAGUGAUAUGCAGGAUGAACUACGGGAAGGGAAGAAGGGAAGUCAUUGAUUUAAGAUUGUUUAAAUGAAUAUUUUGAAAUGUAAAUUAGAAAAAUUAAUAAAAGUUAUGUAUCAAAAUUAGUUAGUUAAUUGUGGUGGGGGUCCCCCAAUAUUCAUUGAUUGAUUGAUUGAUUGAUUGAUCACUCUAAUAAUUAAUUAAUUUGUAUAUUGCCCUAUACCCAUAUAUCUCUGGGCGGUUCACCACAAUAAUCUCUCUCUCUCUCUCUCUCUCUCUCUCUCUCUCUCUAUAUAUACAUAUGGCCCACAAAAUACAUAAUAAAAAUAAAGACAACCCAACAAUCCUGAGUUGUUAAUAUUUUUUUAUUUUUUUGUGAAAGUAAGCAGCAACAAAACACUCCUAGCUGUCUGUGAUUUGCUUCAAACUGGCUUUAAUGUUGUGGUUUUUUAAAAUGGCUGUAACCAGCCCAGGGAUUUUAUGAUGGUAAAAAAGCUGGUAAGAAGUUGAGUCGAUGAUGAGAAGAAGCAGCAGCAAUUUUUUUUGAUAAAAAUAAAAAUAAUGAAGUGACGGUGGUAAUAUUUUGAUCAAAGUGCCGUGGGUGACAGCACCAAAUGGUGCCAUAGGCAACAACAGCAACAGAAAGUGAUGGUGCUCCCUACUAGUGAGCACCGUGACAAAGAAAGUACGGUUAAUAAGCAAUGUAUUACUCUUAUUAUUAUUUAUUUACAUAUAUUUAUUUGUUGUUGCUGCUGCUGUUGACUAAAAAAGCUAACGUAUUCAGAUACAGUGGUGCCUCGCAAGACGAAAUUAAUCCGUUCCGCAAGAGUCUUCGUCUAGCGGUUUUUUCGUCUUGCGAAGCAAGCCCAUUGACGGAUUAGCGCUAUUAGCGCUAUCAGCUGUUUAGCGGCUAUUAAAGGCUUAAAGGCUUAGGGAUUAGCUGCUAAAAGGCUAUUAAAGGCUAUUAAAGGCUUAGCAGAUUAGAUAAAGGGGGAAAGCGGAAAAAAUCUCAAGACUCGUAAGGUAUUUUCGUCUUGCGAAGCAAGCCCAUAGGGGAAUUCGUCCUGCGAAGCAACUUCAAAACGGAAAACCCUUUCGUCUAGCGGUUUUUCCGUCUUGCGAGGCAUUCGUCUUGCGGGGCACCACUGUAACUGUGCCCCUCAAGCUUCAUUCAAGUGGUCCAUGGUGUUUCUGUGAAAAACACAAUCUGAAAUCUUUGGAAAUAAUAACAAUUACGGUGGUACCUUGGGUUAAGUACUUAAUUCGUUCCGGAGGUCCAUUCUUAACCUGAAACUGUUCUUAACCUUAAGCACCACUUUAGCUAAUGGGGCCUCCUGCUGCCACCGCGCCGCCGGAGCACGAUUUCUGUUCUCAUCCUGAAGCAAAGUUCUUAACCUGAAGCACUAUUUCUGGGUUAGUGGAGUCUGUAACCUGAAGCGUAUGUAACCUGAGGUACCACUGUAUUAUUAUCAUUUAUUAAGUUUGUAUACCCCCCUAUACCCGCAGGUCUCAUGGCGGUUCACACGAUAAAAAUCACAAUAUAAAAACGCAAAACACAUAAUCAAGAAUUCUUUGCAAUACAGAAAAAUACAAGAUACGAAAGAAACAAAGCCGAAAGCAUUCACUUAAAAAUCAUACAGCACCUAACAGAGUGCUUUACAAUUGCUGCAGCAGGCAGAAAAAAUAAUGAUAGGGUCCACUGAGACCCUCAGUAAUUUUGAAGAGGUCCAUGUGGGGAAAAGGCUUGGGAAGCAUUGCACGAAAUGAUGGGCCCUCUGUUGUAGUCACAAUGAUUAAUUUUUAUCUUUUCUUCUUCAGGAGGAGAAAAAGCUUUCCCUUCAGGCCUUCAACAUUGUCCACUGCCGUGUAAGAUUCCUCCUGGUUUAAGCAUCCCAAUGUCCUCAGCUUUUGCUAAGAGACGCCCAUGCAAAUGUGAAGAGAGUGACCCAUGGCUGGGGAUUGUUUUUGGAGACACGAGCGCCUGAGGAAAAAGGUUUGGGAGUGACGACUGGGCAAGUGUGGCCUCCUCACAUCUCCCAUUGCAUACGGUGUCUUCGGACAGGAAUGAAAAUGGAGGGCCGGGAGUCGGAAGGGCUCAAACCGUUGGCGGGGCUGGAAGGGAAGGUCAGGGGCUCCCACCCGGCUCCGUCCAGGACCACAAGGGCCUUUUUUGGCCGGGCACCGUCACAGCAGGUCAAGCAGGAGCCGGAUGAGGGCCUUUCUGACUGCUGGGAGACCCAGCUGGAAGAAUUCCCCGAGGCGGCGCGGUCCCCUCCGUCCGGACGGGGCAACAACGUGCAGUCGCCGGAACCCACCCCCUGGGAUGACGCGAAGGAGCUUCUGGCAUCUUUCAAGGGCGCUGUAGAAGGAUGCCGGUGGGCUCGCGAGGAAGCCGCCCCCAGGCUCAUCCCGGACACUGGAAGAAGGGGCUUUGGGGCAGCAAAGGAGGAGGUCCUGGGUGGAGAUGCUCCGAGCAGGGACACCCUCCGCCAGCGCUUCCGGGAAUUCCGCUACCAGGAGGCUGAGGGGCCCCGGGAAGCCUGUGGGCACCUCUGGUACCUUUGCCACCACUGGCUGAAGCCAGAGCGCUUCUCCAAGGAGCAGAUCCUGGAGCAGGUGAUCCUGGAGCAGUUCCUGACCAUCCUGCCCACCGAACUCCAGAGCUGGGUGACUGGGAGCAGCCCGGAAACAUGCGCCCAAGCGGUGGGCCUGGCGGAGGAUUUCCUGCAGAUGAAGCAAGAGGCUGAGAGGCAGGAGCAAAAGGUGAGAGGUGGCUCGCGUGGAAGGCGCCGGAAGCUUGGUGGAUGAUAGCCAGGUGGAGAGAGAGGCUGGCUGAGAGGGGCAGUGAGGCAGGCAUCUCCCGGUCAGACUGGGAGAGAACCCGGUCUGAAAUCCUAGAGUCAGUGAAGACGGAACCAAACUGCAUGACUUAGCAGAAAGCAUCUUUCUGUUUUCCUAAGAUCAGGUCUCCCAGAACCAGGAGAGGCAUGAAAAGAGCAGAGGGGAUAGUAGGCACCAUCUCAGAUUGCUUGGGGAAAACCCUGGAGAAAUGGAGAGAUUUCAGCCUCGGCAGCUGCUUCAUGGAUGCGAGACCUGUCAGAGAUGAGUUGCUUUGCUCAUUAGGUCUGACACUCCUGUGUUGAUCCUUUUUGCUGAUAAAGAGCUAAUUCCAGCCUGCUAGGUGUGAUUUACUGCUGGCUCGCUCCUGUCAAUAGUGUAUAGUUUUCUAUUUCUGUUGAUGUAAACAGCUUUGCUGAUGCUGAUGCUGAUUAUUUUUAUUUUAUUAUUUCAUUUCAUUUGAUUUUAUAUGAUUUCCCUCUGACUGGGCUACAAUAAAUUAAAACACAGUAAGACAUCAACCAUUAAAAACUUCCCUAUACAGUGCUGCCUUCAGAUGUCUCCUAAAAGUCAGGUAGUUGUUUAUUUCUUCGACAUCUGAUGGGAGGGCAUUCCACAGGGCGGGCGCCACUACUGAGAAGGCCCUCUCAGUGUGGAGGUCAGCUGGAGAGCCAGUGUGGUGUAGUGGUUCAGAGCGGUGGACUCGUACUCUGGUGAACCGGGUUCGCGUCUCCACUCCUCCACAUGCAGCUGCUGGGUGACCUUGGGCCAGUCACACUUCUCUGAAGUCUCUCAGCCCCACUCACCUCACAGAGUGUUUGUUGUGGGGGAGGAAGGGAAAGGAGAAUGUUAGCCCCUUUGAGACUCCUUAGGGUAGUGAUAAAGUGGGAUAUCAAAUCUAAGCUCUUCCAGGCAGAACCAAGGCAAGUGGAGACGUUCCUUCAGGCAUGCGAGGCCAAAGCUAUUUAGGGCUUUAAAGGUCAGCACCAACACUUUGAAUUCUGCUCUGAAAUGUACCGGGAGCCAAUGAUAUGAUGCAAGUGUUUGGUUUGGUUUUUUAAAAAAUAAACUAACCACUGAGCUGCACUUGCCCAAAGUUUCAUUCCCCCUUUCUUUUCUUUGCAGCAUGCGGAAAUGACGGCCGACCCAGAGAGCUCUCAGCUGGCUGCAGAGCCUUUCUCCCUGGCGGAUUCUCUCCCAAGCCCCCCGGAUGUGAACCUCCCUUCCCCGGAGCCCAGGAGACGGCGGGACGCCUGGUCCCGCAAGGAGACCAUCGCCUUCAUCGACAUCUGGAAAGCGGAGGACGUCCAGAUCGCCCUGGGCCAGCAGUACCGCAACAUGAAGCUCUUUGCCUGGAUCGCCGACCGCCUCCGCGAGCGGGGCUUUGAACGGGACGCCGAGCAGUGCCGCAGCCGGGCCAAAGACCUCAAGCGCGGCUACAAGGAGAUCAAGUGCGGGAACCUCCACUCGGGGAGGGCGCCCAAGACCGCCCCCUACUUCAAGCUGCUGGAGCAGUUCCUCUGCCUCCGCAAGGGCAUCGUCUGCGGCAAGGUGUGCGGGGCCGGCGUGGUCGAGCGGCUGGACAAGAGGCGCAAGAGGCUGCCCCUCAACCCCAUGGCGGCCACCAGGGUCGCCCGGGAAGCAGCCAGCGCCGCCCCGGAGGCAGCCGCGAACGAGCGGCAGUACGUCAUCCUCUUGCCGCAGGCCUCCCCUCCCAAAGAGCUCCGGGGGGCGGCCGCCGAACUGGGCAGGCAGGCCCGAAAGCCGUCCAAGGACGACGAUGUGCCGAUCGUGGGGAAAGAGGAGCCGCCGCGGGGCAGUAGUGUCCCCUUGCCCUCCCCAGAGAACCCUGCUGAACCUCAGGUGUCAAGUGAGUGGCACUUUUAUCUGUGGCGCUUUGUGGCUUGGGCAGUUUUUUUGUGGCAUACAGUAGUACCUCAGGUUAGUGACGCUUCAGGUUACAGACGCUUCAGGUUACAGACUCUCCUAACUCAGAAAUAGUACCUCGGGUUAAUAACUUUGCUUCAGGAUGAGAACAGAAAUUGCACGGCGGCGGCAGCGGGAGGCCCCAGUAGCUAAAGUGGUACCUCAGGUUAAGAACAGUUUCAGGUUAAGAACAGACCUCCAGAACGAAUUAAGUUCUUACCCUGAGGUACCACUGUAUAAUGGCUGUUAGGUGCGAUGUCAACAUUCUCCCUCCUCUGUCGGAGGCAGAAUGUGUGUUUUGCUUAUUUAUUUCACAAAAUUUAUAUUGUGAAAAAGAAAAUGACCAAACCUAAAAAGCAGUUCGUGAAAAGAAUAAAACCAUGAAAUUACCAGUUAAAAGGAAAAGUUAAGAGCAGCCAUUUACGGAUUGCUUAUUGAGCCCUCACUUUGGCCAGGACUUCCCAUCACUUCACUUGCCAAUAUGAGGGCAGAGGGGGCAAAUACCCAACUCUUACAAGUAGCUCCCAUUUCUGGGUUCCAAGCCUAGGGUCAAAGUAGACCAAUUAGCUUAUAUCAAAGCAAGUGAAUGUAAACAGGUAUGAGCUCCCACAAGAGGCAAUGGACUCUCCUUCCUUGGAAGUUUUUAAGAAGAGGUUGAUAGUCCAUUUCUCAUGGAAUGCUGUCCUGUGAAAUGCUCUCUCUUCGAAUGUCAAGGGAUAAAGAACUACAUAACAUAUAGAACAGGGGUAGGUAACCUAAGGCCCGGGGGCCGGAUGCAGCCCAAUCGCCUUCUCAAUCCGGCCCACGGACGGUCCAGGAAUCAGCGUGUUUUUACAUGAGUAGAAUGUGUCCUUUUAUUUAAAAUGCAUCUCUGAGUUAUUUGUGGGGCAUAGGAAUUCGUUCAUUUUUUUCUUCAAAAUAUAGUCCGGCCCCCCACAUGGUCUGAGGGAUGGUGGACCUGACCACAGCUGAAAAAGGUUGCUGACCCCUGAUAUAGAAGAUACUUGAAGGCAGCCCUGUAUUGGGAAGUUUUAAAUGUUUGAUGUUUUGGUAUGUUCUGAUAUAUUUUGUGAGCUGCCCAGAGUGGCUGGGGAAACCCAGUCAGAUGGAAGGGGAUAUAAAUAAUAAAAUUAUUAUUAUUAUUAUUAUUAUUAUUAUUAUUAACUGCCAUAUCAUGAAGUUUAGCUGGCGACAUAUUAUGAUGUUGGAAAGCUGAUAAUUGCCCAGCCCUGCUGUGGAGGAACCUGCUCCUGAGCUGCAUUGGGUAUUUUAGUGUCAACACCUUGAACUUGCCCCAGUUUGACUAAAGAUUCUCACCCACAGUAGUUACACCGAAAUGUCAUCAGAUAAGAUGUGUGUUUUGUGUUUGCGUGCGUCUUUUCCUUUAGGCCUCGAAUGUCCGUGAUUCUGUGAUGAGGGCUGAUGGCUGUUUUAUUUCCUUCACUCCUCCUCUUUCUUUUUGUCUCUCCUCAGGUGCUGCGGAGGAGCCGAGAAGGCCGACCGCCGGCAACAUGGAUCGCAUGCGCUUCCGGCGGGAGCGCAACUGGCGCCAGCGAUUGGAGUCUGCCCGGCGGCCGGUGGACCCCACAUCCUCCCCGGCGAUGGCGUCCUCCUCCAAGGCGAACGCCGACCUUGUGGACGCACUGCGGCAGCUGCACCGGCAGGACCUGCAAGCCUUCGAAAACACCCGGCAGGAGGAGCGUGCUGAAGACAGGCAGGAGAGGCGCCAGGAAAAGCAGGAGCGGGAGGAGGACCGCGCCACCACUCACCGCAUGAUCGCGGCCAUCGAACGCUCCCACCAGACCCUGGCUGACCUCAUGGGCAGGCAGACCUCCGCCAUGGAGGCCAUAGCGACGGCCUUUUCGACCCCGAGAUACCCCUCUCCCAGCCUCUUUCCGGGGUUCAGCCCCCCGUGGUCUGCCCAGCAGGCCGCUCCCAACUCCAGGGAGAGGCGGGCCAGCGCCUCUGGGAGCAACACAAUGCCCUUGCCUUGCCCCACCCCUGACGAACCCGGGAUGCACAUUCCUGCCGGGGCACAAGACUUGGCUCCGGGACCCGACCUGGCGCCAGGCCCCCUGUGUCCCUCCCCCAGCCUCGAGCCUUUCCCUCCUAUAACGAACCCGAGUCCCGGAGAUUCGCCGGCCACCUCGCUGCCAGCUCCCGUCACACACCCCAGCGCCACUUCGAAGCAGAGCCAGAAGAGGAAAAACUGUGACUGAGCAACACUUUGCAGUCCCCCACACUUUCUCGUCUGACCAGAUGGUUCCCACUGCCAUCCUGUUCCGUUCCUUCUCCUUAUUGAUUGCAGUCUAUGGAGUUUGUCAUUGUUCCACCUUCACGUCUGCCUCACUUUCUUCCCUCGCAAACAACGCUGGAUCAUGCCAAAGGGGGUCUCUGCAGUCCAGCAUACAGGUCGGCCAGCUGGGGAACCCCCAAGGAAAGAAGGGUCAGGGCCUGUGGAAUGGUGUUGGGACAACAAUGAGGGAGAAGAGGGAGCAGACUUGGGAGAAGAGGGAGCAGACUUGGGAGAAGAGGUGUCGGAAGCUGAAGGGGUAACAGGGCUUAGUGAGCGGGGAGAGUCUGUGGCAGAGAGCAGCCCAGAAUCAGAGGCAGAAGCUGAAGCAGGAGGGUGGGAGGAGAGAGUAUUCUGGCUGGUGAAGAGUCACGGAUGUCUCACCUUUCUGCUGCAACAAGUUCCCUUCCCCCUUGUUCUCCCAGAACCAGGAGAGGCAUGAAGAGGACGGAGGGGCAGUUAGCUUUAUACAGGCACAGUCUCCGAUUGCUUGGAAAAGGCCCUGGAGAGGAGGGGAGUUAGGCAGCCAUGGGGAGGCCUUCAGUCUCGGCCACUGCUUCAUGGAGGAGAUCAGUUGCUCUGCUCAUUAGGCCGGACACUCCUGUGCAUAUCCUGUUUUUGCUAAUAAAGAGUUAACUCCAA
This is a messenger RNA of Podarcis lilfordi (Lilford's wall lizard), 8327 nucleotides long. The record is from the annotation of a GenBank genome assembly. NCBI's taxonomy places the organism in Eukaryota, Metazoa, Chordata, Lepidosauria, Squamata, Lacertidae.